UUUCCAAUACACACGACUUCACCUGAACGAAUUCCAAUCAUUUUCUUAAGUUAUUCUACAUUUGUUGUUGUUGGUGGGUUGGUUGUUUGUUAUUGUUACAGCUAAACAGAAAAUUUUGUUUAUCCAUUCAUAGAUAAGACUCGUAUGAAAGUCAGCAUAUCAAACGUGUUGUUUUGACCAUCAGACAGAAUUCAUUGAGGCAGAUUUUCUACAGCUAGAUGUCCUUCCUGACACCAACUUCACCAGUUUUCUAUCAACUGAGAUGCUUUCCUGUUGUUGGACAUGCUUCCAUGAAAGAAUGAAAAUGAGAGACGCUGGUUCUAUGAUGGUGAGGUUCAUUUUCAACUAUCAUGCAAUGUCAAGACAAGGAGACACAAACAACAGGUUCCUUUCAUGGCUGGCUGUAUGAUGAAAUAUUGUGACAGUGAACUAGAAAGAUCUAAAAAAAUGAAGAUUGUUUUUUCUUUUUUUUAUUUGAUUCUACUACACUCUUAUUAUUAUUAUCAGCAGCAGCACCACUGAAACCUGGGAUUUUAGAUUUGUGCUGAAUGUGUUACUUCCCUUCAAGCUAACUUAUGUUUGGUUGUUUCUCUGUGCAUAUUAAACAGCCUAAGACCAUCCAAGUCGAUAAGAUGACAAACAAAAGUUGUUUUUUUAAUACAGUAUGCAGGCAAGAUAUUGCAACUGAGAAAUGCUAGUUGUGUCAAGGAAGUAUAAUAGGUUUUUAAUUUAUUGUAAAAUAUUUCAAAUCUGAGAUGAUGUAUUCAUUUGGUUUCAGGUAUUUGUUUUAAUAAGAGCAAGAAAGUAAAACAGGCAACUUGCUGCUUUAGCGAUCAAAAUAUCUGAGAAGUCCAUUGAAUAAAGUUUGUGUAAUGUUCUAGAACAAAUUUGAUGGCCAUCAUGGAAGAAAAUGUUAGUAUUGAAGACAAAACUGAUACAAAACCAAUAUUAUGUGAUGGAAUAGUUUCAGCUCUUUCUGAGCCAAACCACUGUGCCAAAAUCUUGUUUGAUACUAAUGAUGUAAAACCAGACAUUUGUAAAAUAUCAUCCACUUCUCAAAGUUUCAAAGUGAAAUCACAUACUAAAGAUCACCACAAUAAUCAGAAAGGUUUUUUUUGCAAGAUAUGUGAUAAAAACUGUUCCACAUCAUCUGGACUCAAAAUUCAUUUAAGGAAACACACUGGUGAGAAGCCAUUCCAUUGCCUGAUUUGUGAGAAAAGCUUUGCAACAAGUUUUGUUUUGAAGAAACACAUUAGGACCCACACUGGAGAAAAACCAUUCCACUGUGAGGUAUGCAGCAAAAACUUUUCCACACGAUCAGGUCUCAAAGAACACCAUAGAACUCAUACAGGAGAAAGACCCUACCAUUGUGAUGUGUGUGGGAAAAACUUCUCACACCAUUAUACAUUGAAAGUACAUUUAAGUUCACACUCCGGGGAGAAACUAUUUCAGUGUAAUCUCUGUGGUAAAAGAUUUUCAACUAAUUCCAAACUAAAGAUGCAUAUUCGAAUACACACGGGAGAGAAACCUUAUUCCUGCAGUUUGUGUGGUCACGGUUUCUCUACUAAUUCUAAGUUAAAGGUUCAUGUAAGAAUUCACACUGGAGAAAAACCAUUCCAGUGUGAGAUAUGUGGCAGAAAUGUUUCUACCAAUUCUGAGUUGAAAAAACAUGCAAGAAUACACACUGGUGAGAAACCAUUCCAUUGUGAGGUAUGCAGUAAAAAUUUCUUAUCCAGUUCUGAACUCAAAGUUCAUACAAGAACUCAUACUGGAGAAAAACCAUUCCAUUGUGAAAUAUGUAGUAAAGAUGUCUCCACCAGCUCAGGACUAAGGGAACAUAUGAAAACACAUACAGGUGAGAAACCAUUUCAUUGUGAUGUAUGUGGUAAAAGUUUUUCUCAACGCUUUAAACUGAAAUUGCACUCAGCUACACAUACUGGUGAGAAAUUCUUCCCUUGUAGUGUAUGUGACAGAAAAUUCUCAACUAAUUUUGAUCUGAAAAUGCAUACAAGGAUUCAUACUGGCGAAAAGCCUUUUUGCUGUGAGGUGUGUGGUAAAGGCUUUUCAGCUAGGUAUAAAGUGAAAGUACAUUCUAGAAUUCAUACUGGAGAGAAACCAUUCCAUUGUGAAAUCUGUGGUAAAAAUGUUUCCACUAGUUCCGAACUGAAAGUACAUAUCAGGAGACACACUGGAGAGAAGCCUUUCCAUUGUGAUAUAUGUGGUAAAGAUUUUUCAAUUAGUUCAGAACUAAAAGUACAUAAGAGAACUCAUAGUGGAGAAAAACCGUUUAUUUGUGAAAUAUGCACGAAAAGCUUUUCUACAAGUUGUGGCUUAAAGGUACAUAUCAGAACACAUACAGGAGAAAGACCGUUUCAUUGUGAUAUCUGUAGUAAAGGUUUUUCCUUGUGUUCAUAUCUGAAAAAACAUGUUAAAACCCAUACCGGGGAAAAACCAUUUCAUUGUGAUAUUUGUGGUAAAAAAUUCUCCUCAAACAUUGGACUAAAGGGACAUGCUAGACUUCACAGUGGAGAAAAACCUUUUUACUGUGAUACAUGUGACAAGAGGUUUUCUUAUUAUAAUUCAUUACAGAUACAUAUGAAGAGACAUCGUAAUGUUAUUAACAAUACUUCGUGAUUGUAUCUGUUGUCUGUCUUGAUUGAUUUUUACAACAAUCUUAAUAGAAAUGUAGGAAAGAAUGAAAAUUUUUUUAUUUAAAUUAAUAUGAUGACAUUAACUUCCCUUUUAUGGAUCAUGUUACUGUCUUAUUGUUUUCAUUGUAUCUACCUCAUUUAGAUCUUUGACCUAUAUUUUCUUGUAUGUACCUCAUUUUGUUGACUACUGGGUCACAUUUCAAGUUAAGUAAUACAUGCAUUAGUUACUAAGUGGUUCACCCUGUUACUGAAACAGUGAGCUGCACCAAUUCAUAGUACCUAUUAUAAUUGUUGCUAUGCAAUUCCACUCUUUUCUAUUAUCCCAGUUAACUCUGCUUUAGGGCACAUAUACAUAUUUACAUAACUUACAGCACAGUGGUAGCCUCGUAUGUUUCACAAUAAUCUUUUCCAGACUUCUGCACAUUUCUCUACACUAGAACCUUUCUAUACACUUUGUCAUAUAGUGUGGUACCUCCUUUACAACUGGGGCUGUAAGACACUCCCCGCCUUAUCUCAUUUCAGCUAGAUGGACUGCACUUCCACAUUGUACCUAUUUACAUUUAGGUUGACUGUACUUUCCUGUUGUACCUAUUUAAAAGUCAGAUGAACUGUAACUUUACGUGGUACCCCAUUUGCAGUUAAAUGGACUGGGCCAGCUGAAUUUCUUGAAUUGUGGACUCAAUACAGCACUGGUACUUGUAUUUCUUCAAUAGAUGUCCUCCCUACUGAGCAUCCAAGGGGCAGAGUCUAGAUCAGCUAGUUUUAUUACAUUCCAGCAAUCAACAUGAAGUCACCAUUAAUGAACUGUAGUCAUGUAUUCAGUUACCCACCAACAACAAAGGCCUGCCAUGGAACGUUGUAUUCAUGGCAGCAUGGAUGAAGACUUUUGUUGGAAUGUUGACUUUAAUGGACAAUGACAAUGAGUUGUGACUACAAACAGUGUCGUGGAAGUGGGACAGGAACUAGACUAUCUGCCCAUGGGUCAAAUGUUCAAAUCUGCUGCAACCAUUAUGUUAUGUUUCUUAGUAGAAAAUUAUAUUCUACAUGACUUCAGUUGUUUGUCAGUAAGAAUAGAUACCACACCAGGUCAAUCUGAGGAAUGUUUCCUAUGAUAAACUGGUGUCCUAAGCAAAGGGAGACUUAGUCUUCAUUCUCUACAUAAUGUUUCCGGACAUCAUCAUCAUUUAAUGUCUGUUUUCCAUGCUGGCAUGGGUUGGACUGUUUCACCAGAGCUCGCAACCUAGAGAGCUGCACUAGGUUCCAAUCUGAUUUGGCAUGGUUUCUACUGCUGGAUGCCCUUCCUAAUGCCAGCCACUUUACAGUGUGUGGUGGGUGCUACACUAUACUCUACAUCACUCUAGUUUCUCUGCUGUCCUAAAUACUAAAGAAUUUAUCACUCCUUCCAGUUCAUCUGGUGCCCUAACCACUGAGAGAUCACUUCCCACCCACCCACUCCAAUUCAUUUGCUAUUCUUACUCUUAAAAAUUUAUUACUCCUCUACUGCUAGUAUCUGUUGACAGAACACUAUGUUUUCUAUUAUUUCAUUUAUGUGUCAGUAGAAAACUGUGCCACCAGAUCACCUGGGGAAUGUUAUUCCCCAGGUAAAUCAUCCUAUGAAUGAUUUAGCUUUCAUUCAUUUAACAUACUAAAACAAGAGCUAUGUACCAAGCAUUCAUUAAAAUCUGAUGAAUACAGGUAUGGACAUGUGAUAUACAAAUAGUGAGUCAAAAGAUACUCUCUGCUAUCAUGGAGGGCUCCCAUAGAGAGAAAGACAUGGUAGAAUCAAAUCUCAGAAUGUUGAGCCUCUUGAAUGAAAUGGCAAAAGGUAAAUGACAGUAUGUUAUGUGGCAAACUUGUGCAAUCCAUACCAGCAUUGAAACUGACUUUUAACCUUUUAGCAUUUAAAAUAGACAGAUCCAGCCAAAUAUUUUACUUGUUUUAUGUUCAAAUCAACCAGAGCUGACCUCUCACACCAACCCUACGAUGUCAUUCUAAAAAUAGUCAAAUCGUCCAACCCAUGCCAGCAUGGAAAGCGGACGAUAAAUGAUGAUGAUGAUAAUGACAUUGGAAUUUGAGGUUAUGAGAUAAUGCAUGGUUGUUCAAGACUAUCUGAAUAGAUAAGCAUUACACUUUACAGAGUAAUCUAAAUGCUAAAGAGUUAAAACAAUGAUAAAAUAGAAACAUACCAGACUGAGGAAACAGAUUUCUUAAAAAUUGGUUUAUGUUAUUAUUUUGUUUGUUCAUUUGUUUUACAUCCAUUUUUCUAUGCUGGCAUGGGUAAGGCAAAUAUUUAUUAUUGGGGGAUUAUUCUACGACUGGAUUCCUUUUCUAUCACUAACCCCUCUUAACAUGACAUGUUAACAUCACCAAUUUUGCUCAAAUGGCUUCAUGUGAAGAUGCGGAAUGUAAACAAUCACACAUGCACACACAUGUAUAUACGUGUGUGUGUGAAAUCUUUACACUUUUUUGAAAUCUAGUGUCGCUCAAUCUUUUUAUUAUUUUACAAAUCAUUCAAACAACCUACGUAAUCUAUUAAUGAACAAACCAGCAGGUAAAUCAUGUGCAGAACUGUUUCACAUUCACAGAAAGGUGAUUCCACAUUAUAACCACAAUAUAAUUUAGUGCCUCUGAUUUGGCUAAAUCCACUACAGAGUCAAUUUUCAAG
Messenger RNA from Octopus bimaculoides (California two-spot octopus), 5316 nucleotides. RefSeq lists its product as uncharacterized. Gene Ontology annotation, molecular function: RNA polymerase II cis-regulatory region sequence-specific DNA binding; DNA-binding transcription activator activity, RNA polymerase II-specific. Lineage: Eukaryota; Metazoa; Mollusca; Cephalopoda; Octopoda; Octopodidae. Gene Ontology annotation, biological process: regulation of transcription by RNA polymerase II. Gene Ontology annotation, cellular component: nucleus. The record is from RefSeq and is a predicted model, not a curated record.